Messenger RNA from Glossina fuscipes, 1371 nucleotides. RefSeq lists its product as uncharacterized. Gene Ontology annotation, molecular function: chitin binding. NCBI's taxonomy places the organism in Eukaryota, Metazoa, Arthropoda, Insecta, Diptera, Glossinidae. Gene Ontology annotation, cellular component: extracellular region. The transcript is spliced from 4 exons. The record is from RefSeq and is a predicted model, not a curated record.
AUGACCGCUUUACGAAUGAACAACAAAAACCAAACAACUUUAGAAACAUCACCGUCACCGUCACCAUCACCAUCACCAUCACCAUCACUGUCGCCAACACCGUCACCAUCACCAUCAACUUCACCAUCGCCAUCAUCAGUACCAUCGGCAACGUCACCGGCAACAGUAACAACAACAAAUAUAUUAUCAGCAUCAACAACAGAAUUCAUAUCAUUGGAUUGCAGCGGCCAACGCAUCAGCAUUAACAUGAGUAACGGCAUUGGUAUCGGCAUCGGCAUCGGCAUUGGUAGAUCAAUGAAGCUUAAGCAUCUUCAUUUAAUGCAGCUGCAACAAUAUAUGAUGCUGUGCUGUGUCAUUUUUGGAUUACUGUGUCUGUGCAUUUGUGUAAGCGGGCAAAUAGAUGGAUAUAUAGCUGGUGUAGAUUAUCCGGCUUAUGAGGCGGUACCGAAAGGCCUAUCAUUUAAAUGCCAGGGACGUUUACCCGGCUAUUAUGCUGACAUUGAGACUCGAUGUCAGGUUUGGCAUUGGUGUUUACACUCAGGUCAUCAAUAUUCGUUUUUAUGUCCAAAUGGUACCGUAUUCAAUCAGGCAGUACGUGUUUGCGAUUGGUGGUCCAAUGUAAAUUGUCCAGGCUCGGAACAAUUAUAUGAAAAUAAUGAUGAACUUUAUCAAGCUACAGAACCGCAUGCAGGAAGUAAUAUUUGAUAUAAGGUCCAACAUAGCAAUCAAUUGAAUGAUUACAAUAAAUAUCAAAAAUCAAUAGCAAUAAAUAACCAGGAAAUGUCAUUGACCUUAACUCGACCAUCAAAACAACAUCAGCACCAACAGCAGCAGCAGGAACAACAACGGCAAAGACAGCAACAAGAACGUUUAUCAUUAGAAUUGCAACCACCAGAAUUACCGCAGCAGCAUCAAACAUUAAGAACAACAACCGAAAUAGCAAUAGCAGCCAUGGCAUUGGCACCAGCAACCAAUACUCGUUUAAGUACCAAAAAUAAUUUUAGAGGCAAUAUUAAAUACGCUCUUAGCCAAAGCAAACAGCAGCCGCAGCAGCAGCAGCAGCAGCAACAGCAGCAACAACAACAACAACAACAACAACACCAACAACAACAACAAUAUAGUAACAAUAAAUCUAAGAAUAAUGGCGGCAAUCAAUUACUUAAAGGCUAUCAAAAGCAAGAGCAACAGCAACAACAACAACAACAACAACAUAGUACACCCUAUAGCUCAAUAAAUGCGAAUAAUUUCAAUAAAUCCGAAUCUUACCGUCGACCGCAUCACACUACUAACAUUAAUAUUAAUAGCACAACAACAACAUCAACGACAACAAAAGCAAUUAAGACAAAUGCAUGCAUUAAAAAACAAUCGUAG